Molecule: messenger RNA, 2743 nt
Organism: Brienomyrus brachyistius
Lineage: Eukaryota; Metazoa; Chordata; Actinopteri; Osteoglossiformes; Mormyridae
Gene: pabpc1l
Product: poly(A) binding protein, cytoplasmic 1-like
Exons: 18
Coding region: 500-2461 (653 amino acids)
Cellular component (GO): ribonucleoprotein complex
Molecular function (GO): RNA binding
Source: RefSeq, a predicted model, not a curated record
AGAUUUAAAAAAACAACCGAAAACCGGUACAGAUGAUUCUUGCAAUGAACUCAUUUGUUGCUCAACAACAUAUUAUUGUAUCUGGAUGCUGAAUAACAGUGAGAAAAGUGGAAAGGGACUGUUUGUGAGGCUGUUUGUAGGACUAUUUUAGCGCGGAGGAAUUCCACCUGCAAGCUUAUAAAUGAUCCGCAUGAAGAGGAGGGCCAUGGCCGCUGAGUGUUGCACCACUAUCGUUAAUUAAGUUACUAUACAAUUAUAUUUAAAAAAAAGCGCUGAGGUUUUUGCAGCUUUAUUUUUGAACGUUAGCAGCGUAACGGCUGAGAGUUUGAUCAAUCUACUGCUUUACUGAGGAAGGUGCAUCAUCUCCCGUCGUUUUUAUGUGGUGGCUACGGUCGAUUAUUUGAAAUCGUCACCCUUCCUUCCAUCGCAUAAUCUAAAAAUCUAAAUUGCAUAUCAUUUUUGACUGAUUACAACGGCUGGUAUUCUAGAGUGUUUCAGGAUGAACAGCACUGGCUCGUCAUACCCCCUUGCCUCGCUGUACGUGGGGGACCUUCACCCUGAUGUCACAGAGGCCAUGCUCUACCAGAAGUUCUCUCCAGCAGGUCCCAUAAUGUCCAUUCGUGUCUGCCGGGACAUUAUCACCCGACGGUCCCUCGGAUAUGCCUAUAUCAACUUUCAUCAGCCUGCUGAUGCGGAGUGUGCUUUGGACACGAUGAACUACGAGGUCAUCAAAGGUCGCCCUAUUAGGAUUAUGUGGUCCCAGCGUGAUCCUAGACUACGCAAGUCUGGUGUUGGAAACAUCUUUAUUAAGAAUAUGGAUGAGUCAAUUGAUAACAAGGCGUUAUUUGAUACCUUUUCUGCCUUUGGAAACAUCCUUUCUUGCAAGGUUGUAUGUGAUGAGAAUGGCUCUAAAGGAUAUGGCUUUGUUCAUUUUGAGACCCAAGAAGCAGCCAAUCGUGCCAUCGAAACCAUGAAUGGAAUGUUACUCAAUGAUCGGAAAGUCUUAGAGAGAGAUAGACAGUUGACAUCAGGGAAAACAGAACCAGUUUCAUGUUCCCUGGGGGAAAAUGUUUUGAUGUCCCCAUUUGGUUUUGUGGGCCACUUCAAGUCCCGAAAAGAUCGGGAGGCAGAGUUUGGGGCUAAGGCUAUGGAGUUCACCAAUGUCUAUGUGAAGAACUUUGGGGAAGAUGUGGAUGAUGAGAAGCUGAAGGAAGUGUUCUCUGAAUACGGUAGGACCCUCAGUGUGCGUGUGAUGAUGGAUGAACGGGGUCGGUCUCGUGGAUUUGGCUUUGUGAACUUUGAGAGUCACGAGGAUGCUCAAAAGGCAGUGGAGCAGAUGAAUGGGAAGGAGCUGAGUGGGAAGGUUAUUUAUGUGGGACGAGCCCAGAAGAGGCUGGAAAGACAGGGAGAGCUAAAGCGGAAGUUUGAACAGAUGAAACAAGAACGACUUCAUCGUUAUCAGGGUGUCAAUUUGUAUGUAAAGAAUCUGGAUGACAGCAUAGAUGACGAGAGGCUGCGGAAGGAGUUUGCCCCUUAUGGCACCAUCACAAGUGCUAAAGUGAUGAUGGAUGGGGGACACAGCAAAGGCUUUGGCUUCGUAUGCUUCUCGUCCCCUGAGGAGGCCACCAAAGCAGUGACUGAGAUGAACGGCCGCAUCGUCAGCACGAAGCCGCUGUACGUGGCUUUGGCUCAGAGAAAAGAGGAGCGUAAGGCUAUCCUCACCAACCAGUACCUGCAGCGGCUUGCGAGCGUGAGGGCCAUGCCUGGCCCCGUUGGCGCCUACCAGCAGUCUUCUGGAUACUAUGUUUCUGCUAUGCCACAGCCUCAAAGCCGCUCUUUCUAUGCGGCCAACACCAUGAGCCCGAUCCGUGCAGCUCCCCGUUGGGCUGCCCAGCCUCCAAGGCCCCAUGACCCGUAUCUGCCGCAGCUUGUCAGGACUGCUCCUCCUCGUCGAGCUUCAACUCCCAUUAGUACAGUAAGACAGGCCUCAACUCAGGUACCGCGAGGCGUAAGCCACUCUCAGAGAGUUGCCAACAUUGGCACACAAACUGUUGGGGGCCGUACCUCGAUGUCCGCUGCAGCUGUGCGUGGUGUAAGCCAGUACAAGUAUUCUUCGGGGGUCCGUAACAUGCAGCCGGUCAUAGCCAUGCCGGGCCAGACAACUAUGCAACAGGUGGUGGAGCCUGCAGUCCAUGUUCAUGGACAGGAGCCCCUCACUGCUUCCAUGCUGGCUGCUGCACCCUUAAUGGAGCAGAAGCAGCUUUUAGGAGAGCGACUGUACCCCCUGAUCCAAGCCCUACACCCCUCGUUGGCUGGGAAGAUAACGGGCAUGUUGUUGGAGAUUGACAACUCUGAGCUGCUACACAUGCUCGAGUCCCCGGAAUCCCUGCAUUCGAAGGUGGAUGAAGCCGUGGCGGUUCUCCAAGCUCACCAGGCGAAGGAAAUCUCCCCAAAUAAGUAGUGUGCACUUUGGAUAAACCACAUGAAUGAGCAACAUGGAAAAUGAACAUUGCAGUGUUUUGAUGGAAAUUGCAACGUGGAAGCUUUCCUGAAAGUUUAGAUUUAGGGGGAAAUUGAAGAAAAAAUUUGUAAACCAAUUCAUUGCCAGUUCAUUGGGCGAAUGAUGAGGAAUGACUUAAGAAUGUAGUUGAAAAGUCAGCAUACUGUUUGCAGAAAGUGGUUUUGUUUACUUUUGUUUAAAUUGGGGAAUUUUUCUGUGCAUUAAAAAAAAUUUAAAUGGAUC